Messenger RNA from Odocoileus virginianus texanus, 2827 nucleotides. Lineage: Eukaryota; Metazoa; Chordata; Mammalia; Artiodactyla; Cervidae. The record is from RefSeq and is a predicted model, not a curated record.
GCGUGGAAACUGGGGAAGGAUGUAAGAUCACCUCCUUGAGCUGAGCCCUGUGAACGGAAGUCUGGAAACUGUGGUUGGGGAAGGGUUUGAGUGUCUACUGGCCCCUGUCAGCCCUAUUGACCCUAGGCAGCACCCAGUUGCUUGGUCUUCAGAACCAUUGUUAGGGACAGGGAAGUAUAUGGGACUUUCAUGUUACGGUAUUCAUGGCCCCAGGCUGAGGGUGUGAGCACAGAGGUACCCAUCACCCUAGGUGUUCAGAUAGGGAAACCGAGGUACCUUUGGCAGAAUUACACAAGAAAAUGUUGGUCAGACAGGAAACCUUGCUCUGCCUCAUGUGUUUCAAUCUUGUUCCUCCUCCCAGGUGUAUAGACGGCUGCCUGACCCCUGGGCCCUAGGCCCCUUCCACAAUGCCUGUCGCUGGUCUCCUCCUCUGGGCUUCGCUGCUCACUGGGGCCUGGCCAGCCGCCCCCAGCCAGGACUACCUCCCAGCCACGCCCCGGGUCCGGCUCUCAUAUAAAGAGCUUAAGGCCACAGGCACGGCCCACUUCUUCAACUUCCUUCUCAACACAACUGACUACCGAAUCCUGUUCAAGGACGAGGACCACGACCGCAUGUAUGUGGGCAGCAAGGACUACGUGCUGUCCCUGGACCUGCAUGACAUCAACCGUGAGCCCCUCAUUAUCCACUGGGCAGCCUCCCCACAGCGCAUUGAAGAGUGCGUGCUCUCGGGCAAGGAUGGCAAUGGUGAGUGCGGGAACUUCGUCAGGCUCAUCCAGCCCUGGAACCGAACACACCUGUACGUGUGUGGCACCGGCGCCUACAACCCCAUGUGCACCUACGUAAACCGUGGCCGCCGUGCCCAGGCCACGCCCUGGACCCAGAUGCAGGUGGUCAGAGGCCGAGGCAGCAGAGCCACCGAUGGUGCCCUCUACCCGACGCCCACAGCCCCACGCCAGGAUUACAUCUUCUACCUGGAGCCCGAGAAGCUCGAGUCAGGGAAGGGCAAGUGUCCCUACGACCCCAAGCUGGACACAGCCUCAGCCCUCAUCAACGAGGAGCUCUAUGCAGGCGUGUACAUCGACUUCAUGGGCACCGACGCAGCCAUCUUCCGCACCCUUGGCAAGCAGACGGCCAUGCGCACGGAUCAGUACAACUCUCGGUGGCUCAAUGACCCUUCAUUCAUCCACGCUGAGCUCAUCCCCGACAGCGCCGAGCGCAACGACGACAAGCUCUACUUCUUCUUCCGCGAGCGGUCCACAGAGGCGCCGCAGAGCCCUGCCGUGUACGCCCGCAUCGGGCGGAUCUGCCUGAAUGAUGACGGCGGCCACUGCUGCCUGGUAAACAAGUGGAGCACGUUCCUGAAGGCAAGGCUGGUCUGCUCCGUGCCGGGCGAGGAUGGCAUCGAGACCCACUUCGACGAGCUCCAGGAUGUGUUUGUCCAGCAGACCCAGGAUGUGAGGAACCCAGUCAUCUACGCUGUCUUCACCUCCUCGGGCUCUGUAUUCCGAGGCUCUGCCGUGUGUGUCUACUCCAUGGCUGACAUCCGCAUGGUCUUCAACGGGCCCUUCGCCCACAAGGAGGGCCCCAACUACCAGUGGAUGCCUUUCUCAGGGAAGAUGCCCUACCCACGGCCCGGCACGUGCCCUGGCGGAACCUUCACACCGUCCAUGAAGUCCACCAAGGACUACCCUGAUGAAGUCAUCAACUUCAUGCGCAGCCACCCGCUCAUGUACCAGGCCGUCUACCCGCUGCAGCGGCGGCCCCUGGUGGUCCGCACGGGCGCCCCCUACCGUCUCACCACUGUGGCCGUGGACCAGGUGGACGCAGCCGACGGGCGUUAUGAGGUGCUUUUCCUGGGCACAGACCGCGGGACAGUGCAGAAAGUCAUCGUGCUGCCUAAGGACGACCAGGAGAUGGAGGAGCUCAUGCUGGAGGAGGUGGAGGUCUUCAAGGACCCAGCACCUGUUAAGACCAUGACCAUCUCUUCCAAGAGGCAACAACUGUACGUGGCCUCAGCUGUCGGCGUCACACACCUGAGCCUGCACCGCUGCCAGGCAUAUGGGGCCGCCUGUGCCGACUGCUGCCUCGCCCGGGACCCCUACUGUGCCUGGGAUGGCCAAGCCUGUUCCCGCUACACAGCGUCUUCUAAGAGGCGGAGCCGCCGGCAGGACGUCCGGCAUGGGAACCCCAUCAGGCAGUGCCGUGGGUUCAAUUCCAACGCCAAUAAGAACGCCGUGGAGUCCGUGCAGUACGGCGUGGCAGGGAGCGCAGCCUUCCUUGAGUGCCAGCCCCGCUCGCCCCAGGCUACCGUGAAGUGGCUGUUCCAGCGAGAUCCCAGUGACCGGCGCCGCGAGAUUCGCGCAGACGACCGCUUCCUCCGCACCGAACAGGGCUUACUGCUCCGCGCCCUGCAGCCUGGCGAUCGCGGCCUCUACUCCUGUACAGCCACCGAGAACAACUUCAAGCACGUCAUCACACGGGUGCAGCUGCACGUCCUGGGCCGGGACGCCGUCCAUGCGGCCCUCUUCCCACCGCCAGCUGCGAGCAUUCCACCGCCCCCGGGCGCCGGCCCCCCCACGCCCCCUUACCAAGAGCUGGCCCAGCUGCUGGCCCAGCCAGAAGUGGGCCUCAUCCACCAGUACUGCCAGGGCUACUGGCGCCACGUGCCCCCGAGUCCCAGGGAGGCCCCUGGGGCACCCAGGCCUCCUAAACCCCAGGACCAGAAAAAACCCCGGAACCGCCGCCACCACCCGCCGGACACAUGAGGCCUGCUGUCUGAGCCCUGCAAUGGGCCAGCCUCUAGCCCUUGUUCCUUUUAAUAUAAAAG